UACUUAUAUGUAUGAGCAGCAUGGAUCGCAUGGAAAUAUUUCUGCGCUGAGCCACAGCUCUCUCUUCCCGUCCACUUGCUCGUCUAUUCGACUGCAGGUUCGUGCCAGCCAUGAAAGCACCCAAACUCAGCUCAUGACGAUCUGGCCAUUUGGGAAAGCGAACAAGCGCCAGCUCUCUCCAACGUGUGUAGUCGACAGAACAUCGCCAUACUUCCUCAAAGAUGUAUCCCUCACCGCAUCUCAUACUUGACCUCGCUGCCAGGGCAUACACACUGCCGCACAUUGCCCUGCGCCUCGCCUUCUUCUACCUCCUUGGCACUCAGGUCUUCCCCAAGGCACGCCAGUCGACCUUCGCCGCUGUCGCUCUGUCAGGUAUCGGCCAUGCCCUGGAUCAGUCAGUGUUCCAGAGGUCCCAACGUCACUACACGCUCACGCAGCUCCGGCCAGGUCUGAAGAGCGUCGUCGGACCACCAAGGCCUACCUUUGUUGAGCACUACACCCUGUUCGUCAUGGGAUCAGGUGGCCACACCGCCGAGAUGCUUUCCAUGAUCGAGCGGAGCAUUCGCCCCCUCGGCCUUGAUUCCAAGGGGACAAGGGACUUCGGAAGAACUAGGCAGCUGCGCCGCUACAUUAUCUCUCACGGCGACGACAUGAGCGUGCGCAAAGUGCAAGCUCUCGAGGCAGACAUCGCCGCCCGCUUUGCCGCCAUCGGCGCAGACUCUGGAGCCUACGACAUCAAGCUCGUCUCUCGCGCCCGGCGCGUCCACCAGAGCUGGCUGUCCACGCCGGCGUCCUUCGCGAGGAGCAUCCUGAGCAUCGGCGCCGCUCUGUUCGCAAGACAUUCUGCUGCUGCUGCUGCUGCUGCUGCUGCCGCCGCCGGCCGCUCACAGACAGCAGCAGCAGCAGCAGUAGUAGGGGUGUCCGGGCCGCGCUUCCCCGGCGUGAUUGUGACCAACGGCCCGGCAACGGCCUUUGCCGUGGUCCUGGUGUCGCACCUCCUGCGGAUGGCACGUCUCGUCCCGCAGACGCACAUGCACGCCAUCUAUGUCGAGAGCUUCGCCAAGGUGUCCACGCUCAGCUUGACGGGGAAGCUCCUGUAUAUGCUGGACCUGGCAGACCAGUUCAUCGUGCAGUGGCCGAGGCUACGGGAGAAGUAUCCCCGCGCGCAGCUCUGCAUGUACUUUUCAGUAAGGCCGGCGGAUCCGGUCGUCCCUGUGGUUUGA
This is a messenger RNA of Microdochium trichocladiopsis, 1223 nucleotides long. RefSeq names its product oligosaccharide biosynthesis protein Alg14 like-domain-containing protein. Gene Ontology annotation, biological process: dolichol-linked oligosaccharide biosynthetic process. The transcript is spliced from 2 exons. NCBI's taxonomy places the organism in Eukaryota, Fungi, Ascomycota, Sordariomycetes, Xylariales, Microdochiaceae. Gene Ontology annotation, cellular component: UDP-N-acetylglucosamine transferase complex. The coding region runs from base 222 to 1223 and encodes 333 amino acids. The record is from RefSeq and is a predicted model, not a curated record.